GAUUAGAAUGUCAGUGCUGUAGACGCAUUAGCUAUAGCGUCUGUACUCGGUAUGUACAUUAGCACACAUGUUGAAAUUCAUCAAAAGCUGUUGUAUACAGUUUGUUGCACUGGAAGCACUAAAGAUAACUCUUGCAUAUUUUCCACCGCUGUGAUUGCCGAUACAUUUAUACCAUUUUACCACCAUCGAGGCAUAUAAUUUCCGCCUUUUAUCCGAACUCCUUUGCGGACGAUUUUAUUGACAGCGGAAAGAGUUUCGGGGAUUGCGGAGCGUGCGCACAUUUUAUACAAAAAAUAUUAUAACCGGAAAUGCAGAACGAGUACAGGCGAUCGGUGUCGGUCAGCGAUGGCGUGGCCAAGGCCAAAGCCUUUGGGAAUUUACGGGAGAGAAUCAGCCAAGCUGGAGAAUAUUUUGAUAAAUGGGUUGCCAGCUGGAAUCAGGCGUGCGGCUCCGUACUGCUGGUCGGCGGAAAUGAUAUUUUAGAUCUCAUGCUGAAUGAUCUGGCUGAGCGAAAACAAGAAAUCGUCAAAUUAGAACAAAAGAUCGCAUCGCUCCGCAACAACCACUUAGCCGGCCAUGGCCACAUUGGCCAGCACAAGGAUUACGACGGCGCCGUCGGUGCCGUUAAUGGAUCAACAAACAAACAACGUAACAAAAAUCCGCCUGGACAUAUGCGCUCGGAUGCUAUGUUGGCCGAGCGACAAUCACACCCGGCAUCAUAUAAUAAAAAAAUGGAAAAUGGGAAGAAAAACGGCAACCACUUUGCUGUCACCAUAACCAAUGCGCCCAAGCCAAUCAAAAUCGAAGCACCACCGCCAGACACCCCGAAACCGGCGAAAAAAGCCGGGCUGCUGCGAACGAAUUCGGUGACCGUUAAAAACGAAAAAUGCCAGGAAUUAGUGGAUAAGUUUCUGAAAACGGAGCAGUCGAAAAUGGAGCAAGUCAAAAUACAGCAACUGGGCGUUGACCAAUUUAUUUUCACUGAGCUUUUUCAGUCAUCUCUUCCACGCGUCAAGACAUUCGAAGAAGCCAACUUUAAGCCUCAGCUGCUGAAAAAUUUAAAGGAGUAUGGAUUUGAACAGGCACAACCAGUGCAACAGUGCCUAAUUCCGGCGUGUCUUUCUGGCAAGAAUAUAAUCUGUCAAGCUCCAUCCGGUACCGGAAAAACAUCCUCCACGGCGCUUGCACUGCUGCAGAAAUUAGACAUGGCUGUUAGUGGCUGUCAAGCACUGGUCAUCGCGCCGACCAAAGAAACCGCUGACCAUUAUCAAACUGAUGUUCUGGCGUUGGGCGAGUCGCAGAAUGUGCUGUGCCAUUCAUGCACCAGCGGCACCAGUGCGGAAGUUGACGUUAUGAAACUGAAAGCCAAACCGCAUCACAUUGUUGUCGGCACACCUGGGCGUCUUUACGAGCUCAUCAAAAUCCGUCAAGUUCUAGUGCCCGAUCAAAUCAAGACGGUUGUCUUAGAGGAUGGUGACAAACUCUUUUUGCCGGGUUAUAAAGAGGAAGUGGAAAGCAUUUUGGCUUUAUUACCGGCUAAUCGGCAGGAUAUUCUGGUAUGUUCUUCGCCGGCUACUACCGAACUGAAUCCACUGGCACAUCUGUUUUCCACCUCGCCGCCGGAAAUCAUUACCGCGCGCUGUCUAUCUUUUGUCGCUGAGGGAAUAUACCAGUUUUUCAACGCGUCAGAAAAAACUACACGGGCUCAACAAACUGCCGGCAUAAGUAAGCACUUCGGGCCAGAUAACGUGGUGUUUCUGUCCAAACAGGAUUUGUCCAAGGAGGAACUCGGAUAUGAUGAUGCGGCCACGUGGACAGAAACCGUUUCUGAUGGCGAAAAGAUUGUUCACACUUCCAAGUUAUCCAAGGCUGAAAUGGUGGAAAACUUCAAGAACAAUUUAAAGCAGUCAGAUUCGGCUGGUGGAAAACUGAAUGUUAUUGUUUUGUGCGACAACACGGCGGACUGCCGCAACUAUACUACGCUGUUACGGUUGCAUCCUUUGGCAAACAUGGCCAUCAUCCUCACCACAUCCCCGAUCAGUGAAAAAGUCGCUCAAUUCCGUAAACAACUGGAAAAGGAGCAUGGACUGUUCCUAAUUGACCUCGUACUUUCCCCAUAAGAUUUUCAUGCUGCACAAGUACAGAUACCGGCUUGCUUUCAAUAUUUUGUGCUUUCCAUAUUCAUCUGCUUUUCGACGUUCUAGAGUAGUUGGAUCAUGAAAAUUAAUUCUAUUUUGUAUUUGUCCCAGUUUGUACGUUUUGGAUUGCUUUGUCUGAUAUUAAAAUGCCACAAUUUAAUUAUAUGCAUGGUUGAAAUAUGAUAAGUAGUUUAAGUACUUUUUGUAUCGAUUUGGACGUUUUCUGUAAGCCAACUGCAAAGCAGACUUUCUUGUGGCCAGAAUGAAAUAAUCGA
Messenger RNA from Paramacrobiotus metropolitanus, 2413 nucleotides. Its product is annotated as DEAD-box ATP-dependent RNA helicase RhpA-like. Lineage: Eukaryota; Metazoa; Tardigrada; Eutardigrada; Parachela; Macrobiotidae. The record is from RefSeq and is a predicted model, not a curated record. The transcript has 10 exons. Gene Ontology annotation, molecular function: ATP binding; RNA helicase activity; nucleic acid binding. Bases 309 to 2120 code for a protein of 603 amino acids.